AUGGUACCAGCUGUAGCAGUUAUUUUGCCACAAAUAGAAGAGGCGCAUGCUCCACAAAUUCAGACAAUAACCACUCCAGCGAUUGAGGAAGAGGACGCAGACAAAGGUAUGGGAAUCACGGAUACUCAGAUUGAACUUUUUCCCGAAAGCGGAAUCGUUGCAAUUAUAGGUUUUUUGUGCAUUGCUUGGAUAAUCCUGCUGCUUAUUUCAAGUUCGGCAGUGCACCAGGUUCCGAACACAUCCCGAGACUUGACAACGGGGAGUUCGUACGCGACAGAGCCUUCAAAGUCGACGGGCUCGCCUGAAGGCAUAUAUUAUUGCGAAAGUGAGCAAUGCCUUCGAGAGGGCAGCUACUUGAACUCUCUGCUGGACGAGGUGCGAUCACCCUGCGACGACUUUUACGAGCACGUGUGCGGACACUGGCCAAACUCAGACAACGACCGGAAAGGCGAAAUUGGCUGGGCAGUAACUUCGAACACGUUGCUGCAGGAAGCGUUGGAAGCCUCUCUCGUGAAGGCGCUAGAAGAUCCCAUGAGCAGACUCACGGUUGGCCCGGCAGUAGACUUGUUCAGGACCUGCAUGAACCGACCCUCUGUGCAUGGCUCUGCCAACGCGUACGCCAGGAAUCUCUUCGCUAAUUGGAUAAUCAAGGAAUGGCCCAUGCCGACGUACCGCAUUGAUGUGAACCACGAGCAAGUCUGGCGGUUUGCGGGUCAGUUGGUUCGGGACCUUGGCGCUGGCAUCCUGGCUAGCGUAUCAGUGGCCGUCGACCCAGUUAACGACCUGAGGAGCGUGGUUUGUUUGGACAAUCCUAUGCCUCUGUAUUUUCUCAGCGAUUCUAUAAAGCACAACCCUAUUUCCCAUUUUAGAGCGACACUUCUCCAGGUUGCGAUAGAAUUCAUACCCCACGGAACUGUCGCUGACAGACAACUGUUUUCCGACGAGGUGUUUUCCGCCUUGGAGCGUUUGGACAAGAUUUCAUUUGAAAGUGCGCUUUCCGCAAAGAAGACGAAGGUGGUCUCCAUUGAUACUUUGGACAUUGGAAUUUGGCAACUGCUGGCUACGGUAUACCAAGGCAACCCAAACGUUACCCGGACAGUCCGGGUGCUGCUUCUUAAACCCAAGUUCGUCGAGGACGAUCUUCCAGCAGCAGUCCAUGAUAUCAUUCCUCGUAAUCUGAUGAACUACCUGGGCUUCAGGGCGCUAAUCUUAAUGGCACCAUUUAUGCCAGUCUCGCUUCGGGGCCUACAGAGGCUCUUCCUGCUUGAGUCUUCCGACCGAAUGGAGGUGCCUACAGCUCCCAAGCUAUGCCUGCGCGCCGUUGAACGGGCCGCCCCAGCCUGCCUGCUCAAGGCACUGGUGCUGCCUCUUCAGCGUUCGGGUGUCUCCCUGUGGCAUCGUCACUACCUAUCCCAGCUGGGGGCGGCUUUCCGGCGAAGUGUUCCCCGGGCGGCGUGGUUGGACCAACCCAGCAUCUUCAUGAUCACUUACCGACUGAAGCACACUCGCGUCGACGCUUUUUAUCCAAUCGACCUCCUCCUAGGGAAUACCUCCUGUGCAACAGGUUACCAAAGCGCUGCGGGGUUACAAGCUGGACUCCUCUACUUUCAUCUCUUGCAGAUGCGACAGCAGGAGGUCCUACAGGAGCUUCCGGGAGCACUGGGAUACAGGCUCGCGCCGGCGCUCGACACGGAGCCCAUCUUCAGUGUCCCUGAACAGGUCGUGCGCGUACCCGUGGGACUGAUCAACGCGACGGUAUCAGCGAACACUACGCUUUUCGCCUUUCACUUAGCACGUGUGGCCGUGCGCCUUUUCGCGGCAAUGACACCCUUGCUGUACGAGAGCAGCAUUUACGAGCGGGAAAUCGCCUUUCAGUUUACGGAUGACUCCGAGCGGCAGCUAGAGGACCUGAUCAACUGUCUUCUGGCCGACUUGCGUCGGCUUCAGAAAACUCUUCGACGGCCUAACAUGGGUUUAAUUCCUGGGUUGUCCGAACCCACCCUGCUAGGCCGUUGGCUCCUCCAGCAAGCCGGUGCUGUGAAGCAGGCCUUCAACGCCUUCCGCGAGCUUCUACACGUGAGCCGCAUCUGGAAGGUUGAUUUCCGGUACGGGAACCUGCGGCAGUUGUCAGCCUCCCAAUUGUUUUUCGUGUACUAUGCGCUCGAUCAGUGCGAACACAGUGAUGCUGCUUUCCAGAGGCGCCAGUUUAACUUGAGGGGGCAACCUUCAGCCGCGACGCGCGUGAAUCUGCCCUUGCGGCACGUCCCGGAAUUCGCCGAGGCCUUCGGCUGCGUCUACGGGGACAACCUCAGGGCCGAGGCCGCCUGUCAUUUUCGAAGCCGCUGA
This is a messenger RNA of Ixodes scapularis (black-legged tick), 2346 nucleotides long. RefSeq lists its product as uncharacterized. Gene Ontology annotation, molecular function: metalloendopeptidase activity. Gene Ontology annotation, biological process: protein processing. NCBI's taxonomy places the organism in Eukaryota, Metazoa, Arthropoda, Arachnida, Ixodida, Ixodidae. The coding region runs from base 1 to 2346 and encodes 781 amino acids. The record is from RefSeq and is a predicted model, not a curated record. The transcript has a single exon. Gene Ontology annotation, cellular component: plasma membrane.